AUGCUGGUCAAUGGCUUCUCUGGAAAGAACACCAUCUGCUUUGUAUGCUGCAUGGCCCAAGGUUUCAUGGUCUUCACCAUGGGAGCUGUGGAGUUCAUCACCCUCACGAUCAUGUCUUUCGACCGCUACGUAGCCAUCUGCAAACCUUUACAUUAUCAGACCAUUAUGACUAGUGGGCUCUGUCUCAGUCUGUCUUUGCUGGCUUGGUUGGGUGCAUUUGGACUAAUACUGCCUCAAUCAUUAGUAGUGUGGUCUUACCCGUACUGUGGUCGCAAAGUCAUUGACCACUUCUUUUGUGAUGUUGGUCCAGUUUUGCAGUUGGCUUGUGCUGAUACAAGGGUGAUUGAGCUAAUAGGGUUCCUUUACGGUGCCACUAUAAUGUGGGGUUCCUUUGGGGUUUCCCUGGUUUCAUAUGUGCGCAUUAUAUUCACUAUAAUUCGGAUCCCUUCUGCCACCAGGCAGUCCAAAGCCUUUGUCACCUGUGCCUCCCAUCUCGCUGUUGUAACCAUUUUUUAUAUAGUACUUAUGUUUAUGUACCUGAGGCCUUCAACUCAUGGGGACAUCCAACUAAAUAAAAUGUUGUCUCUUGUGCACACAAGUUUCAUCCCCAUGUUAAACCCUUUCAUCUACACCAUCCGGAACACUGAUUUCCAAGCAGCUCUAUGGAAAAUAGUGACAAAAACAAAGAAGAGUUUCUAA
Molecule: messenger RNA, 699 nt
Organism: Python bivittatus (Burmese python)
Lineage: Eukaryota; Metazoa; Chordata; Lepidosauria; Squamata; Pythonidae
Product: olfactory receptor 6X1-like
Biological process (GO): G protein-coupled receptor signaling pathway
Cellular component (GO): membrane
Molecular function (GO): olfactory receptor activity; G protein-coupled receptor activity
Source: RefSeq, a predicted model, not a curated record